This is a messenger RNA of Closterium sp. Yama58-4, 7521 nucleotides long. The record is from the annotation of a GenBank genome assembly. Lineage: Eukaryota; Viridiplantae; Streptophyta; Zygnematophyceae; Desmidiales; Closteriaceae.
AUGUCGUACCUUGCUCAGCCCAUUGUCGGUGCGACUGGGGAAGUGGGUCUAGAGCUUCCCCACCGCCCUCCGCGCACCUACAAUCCCUCCGUCUCUGCCGAGCCGCGCGAUCCCUCAGGAGCAACCUCAGAUUGUUUCCCCUCUCUACGCGACCGCGCGUCUCCCGCGGACGUUGUUCCGCCGCUGCCUGGUCAGCUCCACCGCCACGAGUCCGCGCCGUCCGCGCUUUCCGCCUCCGCCUGGGCCGCUCCGCGCGGAUAUCUCCGCCGCGACUCCGCGGACUUGCGCUGGCAGCAACCCCGCUGGUGGAACGCGCUGACUGCGCUGACCGCGCGAAUCCGCUUAUCCGCUUUCGCGCGGGAUUUUGCGGAAGGCGAAGCGGAGGAAUCUGAGCAGGAGUUGGGUGCGGUGAAGAUGGGUGAACCGUGGGACUGGCGGAAGGAAUUCGAGGAGGAGGAGCUAGCUCCGCAGCAAGUCGCGGGGGGAUCCGCGCUGCUGGGGCUCGGGUUAGGCGGACUUACUGGCGCAAGCGGCGGAAGCGGCGGAGCUAGCGGUCCCCCCGGGCGGAGAAAGUCGUCGUGGCGGGACUUGGCGGAGGCUUUGGGGGAGGCGUCGCGGAAGGUGCAGGAGGAGGUGCGGGGGUUCCGCAGCAAGGGGGGCGCGGCAGGGGAUUUCUUCCGCGUGGGCAGCUGGCUCGCGCUCGCGGGGGCGGGCGGCGGAGAGACGGACGAAUGGGUGAAGCGCGUGGGAUGCCAGGCGGCAGUGGUGGCUCUGCUGAAAGCGGCUUUGGAGCUCAUCACUCGCACCGUCAGCGCUGCACCACCUGCUGCUACAGCCGCCGCAGCCCCUGGGACCGCCCCUGCUGCAGCUGCCGUCUCGGACCAGAGGGAGCUGCAGGGGAGGGAGCAGCAGCAAGUGGGGGGGGAGGCGGAUGGGAAGGGGAUGGACGGGUGGUUCUGGGGGAGGGCGUAUCCAGGGGCGUUUGAGGCGCUGCUGACGAUGCUCACUGUGCUGCACCGCUACGCCAUCACUGCCGCCAUCCAGGACGUGCAGCUGUCCGCUAAGGUCUCCGGGCUCGACGACGGGCUACCCCACCCUCCUCAUGCCGCUCUCUCACCCGCCGCCACGUCAGCAUCCCUCGUGCCACGUGGCGCGCAGACAGCUGCCAGCGUGGCACAUGCCAGGCUGGCGGACAGUGACAUGGCGCUGUUCCUGCUGCUCUUCCAGAUCAUCGGCGCCGUGCGCUUCUUUGCUCCCCCCGAGGCUGUUGGCUGCGCUGCAUUCUCCGUGUUGCUGGAGGACCAGGUGGGUGCUGAAGGGUGGAUGGGCAGUAUCGCGUGUACGGUCUACUCCAUUCUCCGCCACACCAUCCUCUACUCGUUUCUCCCUCUGCUCCUCCCCCCGCGCCCCUCCCCCAUCCACACAUUUCUCUCCCUCCAUCUCCCAUGCUUUCAGCUGCGCCAUCUCUUCGACCACCUACUAAGAGCAGCAGACAUAGAUGAUGUCUACCGCCAUGCCGUGCGGGCGGGGCUGCGCGCCGAGUUCCUCUCGCACUUCGGGCAGCGCGCGGGUGGGCACCUGAACUUUCGCGUGCUGCCCGGCGAGCGCCGCUUCUGGGUGCAGCUGGUGGAGCGGCAGCUGCGGGCAGCUUUGGGCGACACGGCUGUUCCUCCAAUUGGAGGGCGCCAGCGAGGCGGACGAGGGGCUGGCAACGCUGCUGACGUGGGUGGUGGGGGGAGGAUACUUGUGAUGGUGGCUAUGGAAUGGCCAGCAGUUUGGGUGGCAAGCAAGACCCUCCCUCCCUUCCCCAUCAUUCCCUGUUUCCCCUACUCCCUCCCCACUCUUCCUCCCUUCCCCAUCAUUCCCUGUUUCCCCUACUCCCUCCCCACUCUUCCUCCCUUCCCCAUUUCCCUGUUUCCCCUUCUCCCUCCCCACUCUUCCUCCCUUCCCCAUCAUUCCCUGUUUCCCCUACUCCCUCCCCACUCUUCCUCCCUUCCCCAUCAUUCCCUGUUUCCCCUACUCCCUCCCCACUCUUCCUCCCUUCCCCAUCAUUCCCUGUUUCCCCUACUCCCUCCCCACUCUUCCUCCCUUCCCCAUCAUUCCCUGUUUCCCCUACUCCCUCCCCACUCUUCCUCCCUUCUCCAUCAUUCCCUGUUUCCCCUACUCCCUCCCCACUCUUCCUCCCUUCCCCAUCAUUCCCUGUUUCCCCUACUCCCUCCCCACUCUUCCUCCCUUCCCCAUCAUUCCCUGUUUCCCCUACUCCCUCCCCACUCUUCCUCCCUUCCCCAUCAUUCCCUGUUUCCCCUACUCCCUCCCCACUCUUCCUCCCUUCCCCAUCAUUCCCUGUUUCCCCUACUCCCUCCCCACUCUUCCUCCCUUCUCCAUCAUUCCCUGUUUCCCCUACUCCCUCCCCACUCUUCCUCCCUUCCCCAUCAUUCCCUGUUUCCCCUACUCCCUCCCCACUCUUCCUCCCUUCUCCAUCAUUCCCUGUUUCCCCUACUCCCUCCCCACUCUUCCUCCCUUCCCCAUCAUUCCCUGUUUCCCCUACUCCCUCCCCACUCUUCCUCCCUUCCCCAUCAUUCCCUGUUUCCCCUACUCCCUCCCCACUCUUCCUCCCUUCCCCAUCAUUCCCUGUUUCCCCUACUCCCUCCCCACUCUUCCUCCCUUCCCCAUCAUUCCCUGUUUCCCCUACUCCCUCCCCACUCUUCCUCCCUUCCCCAUCAUUCCCUGUUUCCCCUACUCCCUCCCCACUCUUCCUCCCUUCCCCAUCAUUCCCUGUUUCCCCUACUCCCUCCCCACUCUUCCUCCCUUCCCCAUCAUUCCCUGUUUCCCCUACUCCCUCCCCACUCUUCCUCCCUUCCCCAUCAUUCCCUGUUUCCCCUACUCCCUCCCCACUCUUCCUCCCUUCCCCAUCAUUCCCUGUUUCCCCUACUCCCUCCCCACUCUUCCUCCCUUCUCCAUCAUUCCCUGUUUCCCUACUCCCUCCCCACUCUUCCUCCCUUCUCCAUCAUUCCCUGUUUCCCCUACUCCCUCCCCACUCUUCCUCCCUUCCCCAUCAUUCCCUGUUUCCCCUACUCCCUCCCCACUCUUCCUCCCUUCCCCAUCAUUCCCUGUUUCCCCUACUCCCUCCCCACUCUUCCUCCCUUCCCCAUCAUUCCCUGUUUCCCCUACUCCCUCCCCACUCUUCCUCCCUUCCCCAUCAUUCCCUGUUUCCCCUACUCCCUCCCCACUCUUCCUCCCUUCCCCAUCAUUCCCUGUUUCCCCUACUCCCUCCCCACUCUUCCUCCCUUCCCCAUCAUUCCCUGUUUCCCCUACUCCCUCCCCACUCUUCCUCCCUUCUCCAUCAUUCCCUGUUUCCCCUACUCCCUCCCCACUCUUCCUCCCUUCUCCAUCAUUCCCUGUUUCCCCUACUCCCUCCCCACUCUUCCUCCCUUCCCCAUCAUUCCCUGUUUCCCCUACUCCCUCCCCACUCUUCCUCCCUUCCCCAUCAUUCCCUGUUUCCCCUACUCCCUCCCCACUCUUCCUCCCUUCCCCAUCAUUCCCUGUUUCCCCUACUCCCUCCCCACUCUUCCUCCCUUCCCCAUCAUUCCCUGUUUCCCCUACUCCCUCCCCACUCUUCCUCCCUUCCCCAUCAUUCCCUGUUUCCCCUACUCCCUCCCCACUCUUCCUCCCUUCCCCAUCAUUCCCUGUUUCCCCUACUCCCUCCCCACUCUUCCUCCCUUCCCCAUCAUUCCCUGUUUCCCCUACUCCCUCCCCACUCUUCCUCCCUUCCCCAUCAUUCCCUGUUUCCCCUACUCCCUCCCCACUCUUCCUCCCUUCCCCAUCAUUCCCUGUUUCCCCUACUCCCUCCCCACUCUUCCUCCCUUCCCCAUCAUUCCCUGUUUCCCCUACUCCCUCCCCACUCUUCCUCCCUUCUCCAUCAUUCCCUGUUUCCCCUACUCCCUCCCCACUCUUCCUCCCUUCCCCAUCAUUCCCUGUUUCCCCUACUCCCUCCCCACUCUUCCUCCCUUCCCCAUCAUUCCCUGUUUCCCCUACUCCCUCCCCACUCUUCCUCCCUUCCCCAUCAUUCCCUGUUUCCCCUACUCCCUCCCCACUCUUCCUCCCUUCCCCAUCAUUCCCUGUUUCCCCUACUCCCUCCCCACUCUUCCUCCCUUCUCCAUCAUUCCCUGUUUCCCCUACUCCCUCCCCACUCUUCCUCCCUUCCCCAUCAUUCCCUGUUUCCCCUACUCCCUCCCCACUCUUCCUCCCUUCUCCAUCAUUCCCUGUUUCCCCUACUCCCUCCCCACUCUUCCUCCCUUCCCCAUCAUUCCCUGUUUCCCCUACUCCCUCCCCACUCUUCCUCCCUUCUCCAUCAUUCCCUGUUUCCCCUACUCCCUCCCCACUCUUCCUCCCUUCCCCAUCAUUCCCUGUUUCCCCUACUCCCUCCCCACUCUUCCUCCCUUCCCCAUCAUUCCCUGUUUCCCCUACUCCCUCCCCACUCUUCCUCCCUUCCCCAUCAUUCCCUGUUUCCCCUACUCCCUCCCCACUCUUCCUCCCUUCCCCAUCAUUCCCUGUUUCCCCUACUCCCUCCCCACUCUUCCUCCCUUCCCCAUCAUUCCCUGUUUCCCCUACUCCCUCCCCACUCUUCCUCCCUUCCCCAUCAUUCCCUGUUUCCCCUACUCCCUCCCCACUCUUCCUCCCUUCCCCAUCAUUCCCUGUUUCCCCUACUCCCUCCCCACUCUUCCUCCCUUCCCCAUCAUUCCCUGUUUCCCCUACUCCCUCCCCACUCUUCCUCCCUUCCCCAUCAUUCCCUGUUUCCCCUACUCCCUCCCCACUCUUCCUCCCUUCCCCAUCAUUCCCUGUUUCCCCUACUCCCUCCCCACUCUUCCUCCCUUCUCCAUCAUUCCCUGUUUCCCCUACUCCCUCCCCACUCUUCCUCCCUUCCCCAUCAUUCCCUGUUUCCCCUACUCCCUCCCCACUCUUCCUCCCUUCCCCAUCAUUCCCUGUUUCCCCUACUCCCUCCCCACUCUUCCUCCCUUCCCCAUCAUUCCCUGUUUCCCCUACUCCCUCCCCACUCUUCCUCCCUUCCCCAUCAUUCCCUGUUUCCCCUACUCCCUCCCCACUCUUCCUCCCUUCUCCAUCAUUCCCUGUUUCCCCUACUCCCUCCCCACUCUUCCUCCCUUCCCCAUCAUUCCCUGUUCCCCUACUCCCUCCCCACUCUUCCUCCCUUCUCCAUCAUUCCCUGUUUCCCCUACUCCCUCCCCACUCUUCCUCCCUUCCCCAUCAUUCCCUGUUUCCCCUACUCCCUCCCCACUCUUCCUCCCUUCUCCAUCAUUCCCUGUUUCCCCUACUCCCUCCCCACUCUUCCUCCCUUCCCCAUCAUUCCCUGUUUCCCCUACUCCCUCCCCACUCUUCCUCCCUUCUCCAUCAUUCCCUGUUUCCCCUACUCCCUCCCCACUCUUCCUCCCUUCCCCAUCAUUCCCUGUUUCCCCUACUCCCUCCCCACUCUUCCUCCCUUCUCCAUCAUUCCCUGUUUCCCCUACUCCCUCCCCACUCUUCCUCCCUUCCCCAUCAUUCCCUGUUUCCCCUACUCCCUCCCCACUCUUCCUCCCUUCCCCAUCAUUCCCUGUUUCCCCUACUCCCUCCCCACUCUUCCUCCCUUCCCCAUCAUUCCCUGUUUCCCCUACUCCCUCCCCACUCUUCCUCCCUUCUCCAUCAUUCCCUGUUUCCCCUACUCCCUCCCCACUCUUCCUCCCUUCCCCAUCAUUCCCUGUUUCCCCUACUCCCUCCCCACUCUUCCUCCCUUCCCCAUCAUUCCCUGUUUCCCCUACUCCCUCCCCACUCUUCCUCCCUUCCCCAUCAUUCCCUGUUUCCCCUACUCCCUCCCCACUCUUCCUCCCUUCCCCAUCAUUCCCUGUUUCCCCUACUCCCUCCCCACUCUUCCUCCCUUCCCCAUCAUUCCCUGGAGCAAUCAUCUUCACCUUCCCCCAGCUGGACAACAUUUCCAAGUACCAGGGGCUCGUGGAGGUUCUAAGGGAAGAGCUGGCCUGGCUGCCGCUGCUCCCCCCUCUCUCUUCCAAGCGCCACCCUGACGUUGACCCCUCCUCCCUCUCGCCGCGCUCGGCGCAGCGGCAGCGGCACCGGCAGCGGCGGAGGCGGCGCAGAGCGGUGCUGGUGGGUAAGGAGGUGUGCGGCAUGUGGGCGAGGGAUUGGGAGCGGCACUCCAGCUGGCUGCUGCAGCAGCCUGAGUCGCGAGCCGCUGCUUUCAUGGCCCAGGGCAUGGUUCUUCUGGGGCUGUGCCUGGAGCCAUCAACCAGGCACCAAGUGGCUGCAGAGGCACCAGGCGUGUUGGUCCCCUCUUCCGACUCCGACUCUUCAGACGAAGUCGGGAGGCGUCUAGAGGGGUCGGGAGCGGUGGAGAUGGGCGAGAUGGAGGAGGUGGAGAGGGAGGCGAGGGAGAGGGAGGAGGCGAGGAGGCGGCUGGAGAAGGAGCUGAGGGGUCUCAAGGUCAUGGAGAGGGAGUUAAAGGCGCUGAACCAGGAUUUCUUAUCAGUGGAUGAGAUUGUGGAGCGACUGAUGAGAGUGGUGGAAGCAGAGACUGCUGGGAAGGCAGCCAAGGGUGCAGAGGACACAGCAGCAGCAAGAGAAAGGGCAGGGGAAAGAGCAGAGGAGGAAGUAAGGGGAGCGAGGACAGGGGGCGAGGGUGAAAGGGCAGAGGGGGGAAGGGGAGACGGGGAAGAAGGGGUUGGAGCAAAGUCGGCAAAGCAACACGUGGCGCAUUCGACAGAAGCAGGUUCAAUGGAAGGGAGAGCGGCAAGGACGGGCAGGGCCAAAGGGAAGGCAGGGGGAACGGGGACGAGUGAGCGACUGGCGUUGGUGCGGGUGGAAUGGGAGAGGCUGGUGCGGGUGAGGGAGGAGAUUCGAGCACUGGAGAGGCGCUUGAAGAUGAAAGCAGCUGUGCAGGAGGAGAGGGUGCGACGGCAACAGGAGGAGGUGGGAGAGAAGGAUGCCAACAGCUCUUGGGCAUUCAGGGAGGAGUUUUUCGACAGGAGUGCGUGGGCAGGUGCGGUAGACGCUGAUGCAGGGGCCGGGUAUGGGGAUGGAGGGUAUGGGGCGGCGCGCAUGGGAGGGUUGGGAGAGGAGGCGAGUAGGCUGCAGCAGCUGAAGGUGCAGCUGAGGGAGCUCGAGGUGAGACUGCUGCAGCGAGGUGCUGACGUUGGUGCUGGCGCUGGUGCUGUUGCUGGUGCUGUUGCUGGUGCUGUUGUGGGGGAAGGGGAGAGGCAGGAGAAGAGUGUUAUUGACCAGUCUCUGGAGCACAUUCGAGAAGGCGGAGCGGAUGCGUGGCGGGGAACGCAGCUUCUGAGCACGGACGUGGCAGUUGCAAUGAAGAUGCUGCAGCGGGCAGCACUCGGGCAGCCACUGACUGACCGAGAAGCGAAAGUUUUGAAGCGCACGCUGACAGACGUGGCGUCGGUGAUCCCCAUCGGCGUGCUCAUGCUCAUCCCGGUGCGUGUGGUCCCUCGUGCUCGUGGAAAUGUGUGA